AACUGCAUUGUAAUUACUACAAUAAUUACAUCUCUAUGUUCUGUGUACUGUGGGAGACCAGAUAUAGUGAAUGCACGGUCCGGGGAGACCAGAUAUAGUGAAUGCAGGCUCCGGUGGAGACCAGAUAUAGUGAAUGCAGGGUCCGGGGAGAGCGGAUAUAGUGAAUGCAGGGUCCGGGGAGACCAGAUAUAGUGAAUGGGUCAGGACCGGAAUGCAGGGUCCGGGGAGACCAGAUAUAGUGAAUGCAGGGUCCGGGGAGAGCGGAUAUAGUGAAUGCAGGGUCCGGGGAGACCGGAUAUAGUGAAUGCAGGGGUCCGGGGAGACCAGAUAUAGUGAAUGCAGGGUCCGGGGAGACCAGAUAUAGUGAAUGCAGGGUCCGGGGAGACCAGAUAUAGUGAAU
Molecule: messenger RNA, 400 nt
Organism: Staurois parvus
Lineage: Eukaryota; Metazoa; Chordata; Amphibia; Anura; Ranidae
Source: the annotation of a GenBank genome assembly